CAGAUGAGGAACUGGAGACACGUGACUUGGCGCAGGCCAUUUAGCCUUGCAGAGCAGGGCUAGGUUACCGACGUCCAGGUUAGUCUUCAGUGCUCGACCAAAUGAAAGAGGAAUGUCUUUACCUAUAUGGUGGGAGCUUGGGGCUGGGGGGGCUCCUGCUCCUGGCUGUGGUCAUUGUGUCCGCCUGUCUAUGUCGGCUCCAUCGGAAAGUGAGGAGGCUGGAGAGAAGCUGGGCCCAGCUCUCAGAGCAAGAGCUCCACUACGCAUCUCUGCUCCCCAUGGCCAGCAGUGAGAGGCCCGACUCCGGCCAUAGGGAGGGCACCAAGGAGGACACCAGCGAAUAUGCCUGCAUCGCCAAGAACUAAGCCACCAGAGCUUCCCCCGGACGCCUCCCUGAACUCAGGCCGACCCUGCGGUCCACCCAGUAAACACUGUGUCUCACCA
This is a messenger RNA of Neogale vison (American mink), 444 nucleotides long. It is a transcript of the gene LST1, whose product is annotated as leukocyte specific transcript 1. The record is from RefSeq and is a predicted model, not a curated record. The coding region runs from base 102 to 365 and encodes 87 amino acids. Gene Ontology annotation, biological process: cell morphogenesis; immune response; dendrite development. The transcript has 4 exons. Lineage: Eukaryota; Metazoa; Chordata; Mammalia; Carnivora; Mustelidae. Gene Ontology annotation, cellular component: membrane.